UCGUUUCUUCAAAAGUCACCUCCUUGUUUGUCUGACUGACUCUCUCUGCCUGUCUCUCCUCAGACCGACGAUGGCUGAAGCCCAGCUGUUUGUAUCACAGGACGAGUUCACCUGCUCUAUCUGUCUGGACACCCUGAGUGACCCCGUGUCACUGCAUUGUGGUCACAGUUUCUGUCUGAAGUGCCUGACGGACUGCUGGGAUCAGAAGGAAGAGUGCAGCUGUCCUCAGUGCAGAGAAACCUUCACCACGAGGCCCGCUCUGCAAAGAAACACUCUGCUGAAUGAAGUCAUCAAGAAAUUAAAGAAGACAGAAAUCAGUCCUCCUUCUCCAUCUGAAAAUUAUGCCGGCCCUGGAGAUGUGGAGUGUGACUUCUGUAUUGGGAAGAAGUUCCGAGCGGUGAAUUCAUGUCUAAUGUGCAUGGCCUCCUUCUGUCAAACUCACCUGCAGCCUCACUAUGAAGGACUUGCCUGGAAGCAUCACAAGCUGAUCGAUCCUGAUGGAAAUCUAAAGGAGAAACUCUGUGCAAAACAUCAGAAAAGUCUGGAAAUAUUUUGCAAAACUGAUGAUUCGUGUAUCUGCAUGAUGUGUGUGGUGACUGGACAUAAAAGUCAUGAAAUGGUGGAGCUGGAGAUGGAAAGAGAAGUAAAAGAGAAACAGCUGGGGGCGACACUGAGUGACAUCAGGAGGAAACUUGAGGACAGAGAAGAGAAACUGAAGGAGACGAGGAGGGCGAUGGAACAGAUGAAGAUCUCUGUGGAAAAAGAAGUGGAAGAACACGAGAAGAGCUUCAAUGAUCUGAUUCACUGCAUUGAAGAAAACCACAGGAGAUUGAUUGAGAGGAUCAGGGAACAAGAGAAGAAAGAAAAGGAGAAGGCUGAAGGAGUCAUGGAGCGCCUGGAGGAGGAGAUUGAAGAGCUGAAGAGGAAAGACUCUGAGCUGAAGGAGCUUUCAGAGACCAAGGACAACAUUCACUUCUUGCAGACUUUCUCAUCCCGCUGUGUUCUUCCUGCUGAUGGAGACUUGCUCAGCUUCACUGUCACUGCCAACUUCUCUUCUGAGCACCUGAGAAAGGAGCUGUCCUGUCUGAAAAAGAAUCUGGAGAAGAUCUGCCGGUGGGACAUCAUGACAUGGACUCCAUCAGGUACUGAAGCUCCAAUUUUCACCCUACAGCCUCCUGAACCUCGGAGCAGAGAGGAGUUUUUACGAUACUUCUGUCCACUCACAAUGGACAUCAACACGGCACACAGAAACCUCCGUCUGUCUGAAGGGAACAAGAAGGUGACAUGUAAAGAGACAGAGGCCAGAUAUCCUCAUCAUCCUGACAGAUUUGACCACUGGGCUCAAGUUCUGUGCAGAGAGGCUCUGACUGGGAUUCGCUGUUACUGGGAGGUGGAGUGCACUGGAGACUUCAGGGUGAUUGGAGUCGCAUAUAAAGGAAUGAGCAGGAAAGGAGAGGGUGUGGCGUGCAGCCUUGGAGACAACGACAAGUCCUGGAGUUUGUGGUGGUCUCAUUCCAAGUACUCUGUGCGUCACAAUAAUAAAGAGAUUGUCAUCAGCGCUCCCUACAGCCCCAGAAUAGGUGUAUAUCUGGACUGGCCUGCUGGCUGUCUGUCGUUUUAUAGCAUCUCACACAGAGUGACCCUCAUGUACAGGUUCAGCACCUCCUUCACUGAGCCCCUGUAUCCAGGGUUUGGGGUUUGGUUAAACUCCAGUGUAACAAUCUGCCAUCUGACACCAGGUGACCAAUGAUCAGUACCCUCCACCAGUCACGUGCUGUUCCCACAAUCGCAGGUCCUCCUUGUGUUUGUAGUUUGGGGUCAAAAUGAAUUUUACAGGAUGGGUGGGUGGGCAGCAGCUUUUUGAGUGAAUUUGGGGAUGAGAAUGCAGGGCAUGUGUGGCUGUUAGGGUCUCCAUUAUUAUGGAGUAUCAGAGUUGAGGGGCAGAGACGCUUCAGAGUACAAAUGCCAAUCUGACCAGCAGGGGUCACUGUUGAUUCACAACCACAUGUCUUUCAGGUUGACACCCAAAUAACUGCUGUGGACCCUGAGUGUAAUUGAAUGUUUAUGCUAGGACAAGCAUGUGGUCCUUAUGGAGGAGCACUACUGACAGGCUACCAAGUACUCUUGAAUAGUGACUAUAUGUAGGAGUGACAGAUGUGACUUGACUGUUGUCCUCUCACUAAAUAUUUUGGUCACUGAAGGGGUCUAUCACUUCUAAAUUAAUUUUCUGUGAAUGUCUUUAGACGAGAACUCACCAGUCAGUCAAAAGUCGGCCAUACUGACAGAGUUUUGGUGUUUUACUGAGUCACUUGAUCUCACAUUGGACAUUAAACUGCACCUCCUCCUUCUUGUUCCCUGAUUUGUCACCACUGGUAGCCUGGAAAGUCUGACAACCUCAAAAAAUGAAUUCUUGGUCAUUUGACACACAUUUGACAUGGGUGCAAGUGUGUGUGCGCCUUGCAGUGGACUGGAGCCUCAUCCUGGGUUGGGCCCUGCCUUGUCCACAAACCUGAAAUGUAAAAGCGGUUAAGAAAGACAAUGAACAGACAGAUGUCACUGAUUGCUCAGUAGCCAAACUACUGCCUCUUGUGGCCACUCUAUAUUUUAAACAUCAAUUUAAACAAAAAGGAAACCUAAAAUAUCAAAGUAGAAAGCAUUCAUGAAAUCUUGAGCACUCAAACAUGAAAACAGAGAAUGAGAAACAAUCAGACAGACGAAUGGAGACUUUAACAGGAGGACUGAGGGGAUGGACACUCGCUAUAUUACACACAUGUGAAGGAUCAACAGUAAAGGUGGGCAAAAACGUAUACAGUGCGUUAUAAAAGAAAUAAGAAUAACACACCUGAAACAAAGCACUUUAAAUAUUAUACCUAAAACUAAUUACCGUAUAUACUCGCGUAUAAGUUCUCCCGCGGAUAAGUCAGGACUUGAUUUUAACUUAUAAUUUCUGGUAUUUUAUAAUGUCGGUCGUAUAAGUCGAAUGCAGAAAACUUGCGCUAUUGAUCCAAGAGAUUAUGAAAUGCGUAUGGCCACCUGAGAAAGUAACCACGGAGCGCACGGCCUUUCUGUUUUCUUUGUGGAUGCGGCAAUGCGCUGUAUCACCGUGUGCUCCUAACUUCUCUCUCUCUCACUCUCUUUCUAUUGUGCCUACGUGACCACACGGUAAUACCUGAACUAUUCUGAAGCAAUGUUUGCACUGUUUUGUGUUUUUUGUAUCUCACCCCCUCAUACACCUUUAUCGUAAGAGCAUCCCUUAUCUACGAUGGAGCAUUCGAUCAUAAGAAAAUGUGAAGCUGGUUUUAAAUUAAAUAUUGUUGAAGUAGCAAAAGAAAUUGGUAACUGCGCUGCUGUAACAAAAUUCGAUGUGUCUGAGAAACUGAUGUGGGAUUGGAGGAGGCAAGAAGAUGUAAAAAAAAAAUGUAAGUGUUGCAUUUUUGAACGGGCGUAUAAGUCGGGGUCUGAGUUUAUGAUUGAUUUUUUGGGUUUCAAGACCCGACUCAUAUGUGAGUAUAUACGGUAGGUUUUAACUAAAUGAUGAGCAGAAAGGGUGACAAAGUCAAACAGUCACAUGACUUUCAGAGGAGACAGGUGAGCGGAUUCUUCUGUAGCUACACGGUCCCCUCUAGUGUCUACUCUCAAUAUGACAUGUAUGGCAAAGCUUGGGAGGAAAGAUUUUGGUUUGUGGCAUCAAUAUUUUGUGCAAAAUGUAUUAGUAUUGUCACUACCUUUAAGGACAAUGAGGCUUUAUUAGGUUUUUCAAGAUUCCAUAGGGGAAAAGAACAUUUAUUUCAAUUCUUUUUUUUAAAAUAAAAGUUAUGUAUUCAUAAAAUACAAUAUGGUUUGUAAAAUAAACUCGUAAUAGCAUUUGGAGAUAAAACAAUAAGGACCAAUAUUUGUCAAAUCUGUUCAUUUGUGAUCUUCUGCUUUUUAAACACCUCUGGUCAUGUCUCAUGUGUUGUGCUGUAUGUUCUAAAGAUAUAACACUCUGUAUUGGUGAUUCGUUUCUUAAUUUGAUGGAAAAGUCAAAAUAUGCU
This is a messenger RNA of Erpetoichthys calabaricus (reedfish), 4034 nucleotides long. Its product is annotated as tripartite motif-containing protein 16-like protein. Gene Ontology annotation, molecular function: zinc ion binding; protein binding. NCBI's taxonomy places the organism in Eukaryota, Metazoa, Chordata, Cladistia, Polypteriformes, Polypteridae. The transcript is spliced from 7 exons. The coding region runs from base 71 to 1750 and encodes 559 amino acids. The record is from RefSeq and is a predicted model, not a curated record.